CCUCUCUGUCCAAAAUGUGAACAUUGGCAUCCUUGAAAGAUUGACCGAGAACUGAUUGAGAACCUUCACAGACGUGGACUUCAUCUUCUUCAGAAUGCAGCAUACGUGGAAGUUUGAAAAUAUUACCACAAUAUUUAAGUCACUGGAUUGAAGUUUGAACUGGUUUCCAGUUCAACAGAGAACUGCCUUUUAAAGUCCUUCUAUUAGUUAGUGAAGCUCUCAGUGGUUUGGCCCCCAGUUCAUUUCUGGUGUACUCUGUGUCUGUAACCCUAUUAUAACUCUCAAGUCAUCAGAUGCAGCUCUUUUAACUUGUACCCUGGAAUUUUCAUGGUCAUUUUUUGAAUCCACUUAACACUUAACACUGACCUAUGAAUCACUUAAGCCUUAAAUAGGCCUGUAACUCAAGGGAUGAGUCAGUGUUGUGUCUACACAUAACAGGCAUAUUACAUAGAACCGAUCUGAAAUGAUGUCUUCAGGAACUUUGUUACUAGCAGCCAGCUGCAAGAAAACAAACACAAAAGGAAUUUUCACAGAUAAAGUGUUUUUGAAUAGGAAAAGGUCCUGAUGCAGGAUCUGACAGAGGCAUCUGGCCCUUCAGGUAUUUCAUAUACUUACUGUUUACUGAAGCCUCUUCAGAAAUAGUCAGUGAAAGGUUGCCAAUAAGCCAUUUUUAAGAAAGAUGAACAAGGAGAAAAGCCUGAUUUAUGAUAAAUUACACAAGAACUAUACUGACAAUCGUCCCCAACAGGUCUAAUGGAGCGAUGAAUCCAAACUUGAAACUUCAGCUUAAAAUUGUUUUCAAUAUGUCUGGGAGUCAGGAGUGAGGUACAAAUGUUUGUCACUCCUUUAUAGCCAUCUGUAAAACACAGUAGAGGCACCUUCAUGGUUUGGAGCUGCAUUUCACCCAGCCCAAAGUGACGGAAAUAUGAACACAGAAAAGUAACAUAAAAUUUUGAUCCAUUGUGGAAUAUGAUUUAAAACGCAUGUGAUUGGCAACAACUUAUUUUUUCCACAUGCCAAUGAUCCCAAACACACUGCCAACGCAGUAAAAGGAUAUGUCGAAAUCUUAAAUGAAUUCCAAGAAUGCUGGUGUUCAAGUUUCAUCAUGACCUUCAGUACAUGUAAUGUCAGGGAUGUUGUCCAAAGUCAGCAAGUCGAGUUAGGCUGCUUUUCACAGCAAUACAGCUUCUUGGUAGAUUUUGAAUCCUCUAAUCUGUAUCAGCAUUUAACUGAUCACAUUUUUCCAUAAAGUCGGAAUUUGAUGUAUUACUGUGCAUUGUUCUGGCUAAAACUUUAAGGCAGGCAUCCAGGCCACCCUUGUCCAUACCAGUACUGCAGAAAUUCUGUAGUGUUACAAUGUUAUUGUGCAGGAGUCUGCAUGUAAGGAGUUAGUGUUUACAUGAUGUCAGUUUCCUGUUUCUUGCACCACUUCUCUGGAGAUUCCAAAGAACUGAAACCGUGACACACAAUUGCACACUCACAAACAAAGCCUUCCUUAAAUGUUUUAUUUGAGUCAGCUUUAAAGGAAACCUGCAUAUCAGUUGAAGUGAGAAUUCUUCCUGCUGCUGUUCACUUUGAGCGAGAACUACAUUGCUGUUUCAAACUGAGUGAAGGAAUUCCAGUGAAACUUGGUUAUUUAAUUUCCACACUGCCUGCUCACACAACAUGGACCUUAUCUUGGUCUUCCCACUGAUACUUGCACUGAUUUCCUGUGGACAGAGUCACACUGAGGGGACUGAACAAACUAAUGGUUCAUGUUACAAUUUGUGUCCAGCUGGAUAUCAUAAAGUUGGUAACUGUGAUGAUCAAGUUAAAAAGUACAAAUGCAAGAAAUGUGAGGAUGGCUUCUACACAGACAUAGAAAACUACAUAGAGAAAUGUCUUCGGUGUGACUUAUGUAAUCAUGAUGAGAUUGUACUAAGGCCCUGCUCCUUUAAUAGCAACAUAGUGUGUGCCUGUAAACAUGGAUACUACAAUUUAGGGUCUGACCAUCUGAGGGAAUGCAUGAAAUGUUCCUGUAGUACAUGUCCAAAGAACGAUGACUACAAAAGGAAGUGUCUGAAGCAGACCAUUGGGACAAACAAAACAUAUCAAUUGUGAUUAGAUUUUGUUUGUGACUGACUGACAAGAGCACAGGACUACAAAUCAAUCAGAAAAUAAUAUAGAAUGCAUAUAUUUACUGCAGUGAUAGCUUACAGUGUAUAUCAGCACCAUCAUCAAAUCUAAACACAGUGUCUGGCUUAUAAAAUGUGCUCAUGUAUGUGUAAACCACAUUGUUAUUACUGAGUUUCUGCAAAAUUGUACAACUGCAUGUGUCAUAAUCACUGUCUUUAGGGUUUGUUUUGAUUUUUACUCUGUUUUGGAUUUUCAGUUAUUUUUAGUAUUUUGAGUCUCCAGAUUUGGUUAAAUUGUCAGGAUCCCUGGGUUUUCCUUUGUCUAGUUUUCCCCUUUGACUCGUUAUCUUGUAAAUAGUUAUUGUCUGCGUCAUCCACUGUUCAUUAUCACACCCUCCCUCACAGACGUGUGCUCCUUGCUGGGAGUUUCCAAAUUCCCUAGAAGUGUGUUUUCCAGUAGUUUGUUUUGAACUUGUUUUAACUGCCAGCAAUAGAGAUUCUUCUUUUCUUUUCCAUUUCUCUAGUCCUGGAUUUGGGUCUACAACCUGCCUGUUACACAGCACUACAUUAUAUAACUUUCUUCCUUUCUUUUUUAUUUUUUAAUGGUUUGUUUCUGCCACUGGAAAUGACCCUUUUUAUCAUAAGUCAAAAUUUGGGGUUUUUAUCUGAAAGCUCUGACUUAAAAACCUCAAAAUUUCGAGUUAUUUCCAUUUUUGAGUUACUGUCUCAGAAAUUUGAUUUAUGAAGUUUAGAUUUUGAGAUAAUCUGAAAUUCGCUGUUCCAAUGAUUUCCACACUUCAUCAGUGCCCUCGCUCAUCCACUAAUCAUUUAGUGGUAAUUUGGUAUCUUACUUGUCUCUGGUUUUCUUUGUUUAGGAAUCACAAUCUAGAUUAAAAUGUGCAUAAAUAUCCCUGCCUUUGUUCUUUACCAUCUUGUACUGUUUAGUCUUCUUUAUGUUUUGCUCCUGUCCUUGUUUUGGAUUACCAAUUAACAAUAACCAUUUUUGGAGUUUUACUCACUGUUUAGAUUACAGCUAGAUUACAACACUCGUUCUUUGUUUAUUGAAACUCAGUCUCUGUCUUGUGUUUUGAGUCUUUAUGGAUCUAUAAGCGGUAUGUGCUAAGAUGAUCUCAUUUUGUUUCCUGUUUCUUGCAUUGCUUUUCUGAAGACAAAACAGAAUUGAAAGUCCAGAGACUGAAAACAUGCGAUAACACACUCAUACAAAUAAACCUGUCCUUAAACCACAAGUUUGAGUCAGGUUCAAAAGAAAACCAUUCAUCAGCUUAAAUAAGAGUGUCUCAUCUCAUGCUGGUGAUUACAAGACUGUUUUCAACUGAGUGAAUCUGAAUAAAAAUUGGUAAGUAAUCCUGUUUGUAGGAUUAAUUGGAUCAUCUCCAUGUACAAUUUCAAGGGUGCUUUGAGUAGAGUUUUGUCAUUUAGUGUUGUGUGAAGCUCAUGUUUACAUAAAGGUAUACAAAGAUUAUGUCUUAAUGACUGCAAGAUAAGGUUUGUUACAAGAUUUAUUAAUUUUUUUUACAGUUGCUUAAAAGUUAUCUUUUAUUAUGCAUAUUCUUCAAGGACUGUAAAUCAUAUUUGUUGGUAUCAUUAUUAUACUAUCAUUAUUAUUAUAUUAUUAUCAUUAUUGCUAGCAUACAUCCUCGCUGUUGUAGUUUUAGUGUUGAUAAUCAAACUUCAUAUUAGUUGCUGAAAAUGUUAAUGAUGCAGUAUUGUGUAUAACAGAUAUGCAGGGUAGAAGAAGGCCUCCUGAUUACUGGGAUUCCCUGUUGUGGUCUUGCUGCUCUAGGAGCAAAUAUUUCCUGUGAAAAAGAGUUUCCACAGGACAGUGGAGCAACCUUUCCCAGCAAUAACUUGAAGUAAUGGUUUUCUGUGGGGUUUUUCUUUAUCAGUCUAUCACAUCGUGGGAAUGUUUCAGUUCAACUCAUUGAGAUUCAUGGGGAUUUGUUCAGAGAGAUUUCUCCACAUUUGAGUCUUGAACACUUUGGUAUACAGAAGACUUCAUGGUCGCCUUAGUACAAGGUGUCCAGGUCCUGUGGUUGUAAAACAAGCCCAGAUUAUCACUCCUCCACCACUGUGCUGCCUGUUGGUAUGAGACAUUUGUAUUGUUUAGGGCUGCCACAAAUGAUUAUUUUAAUAGUCGACUAGACACCGAUUAUUUUUCUGAUUAGUGGACCAAUCGAAAACGUCGGAGCACUUUUGCAAACAUGUCAUGUCUUGAUAAACCAAGCAGAUAUUUGAAGUUUACACAGCUACAUUCUCGCCUGAAAAUAUG
Haplochromis burtoni (Burton's mouthbrooder) is the source of this 4404-nucleotide messenger RNA. RefSeq names its product tumor necrosis factor receptor superfamily member 22. The transcript is spliced from 5 exons. Gene Ontology annotation, biological process: inflammatory response. Gene Ontology annotation, molecular function: tumor necrosis factor binding; tumor necrosis factor receptor activity. The coding region runs from base 1666 to 2100 and encodes 144 amino acids. The record is from RefSeq and is a predicted model, not a curated record. Gene Ontology annotation, cellular component: signaling receptor complex; membrane raft; mitochondrion. Lineage: Eukaryota; Metazoa; Chordata; Actinopteri; Cichliformes; Cichlidae.